GGACUGGCGGCCAGCGAGCGGCGGCGGAGGAUGAGCUUGCUUUGCGCCCAGUAUCUCCGGCAGGCAGAAGUCCUGAAGGCUGACAUGACAGAUUCGAAGCUGGGUCCAGCUGAAGUCUGGACUUCCAGGCAAGCUUUGCAGGACUUAUACCAGAAAAUGCUAGUUACAGAUUUGGAAUAUGCUUUGGACAAAAAAGUAGAACAAGAUCUGUGGAAUCAUGCCUUUAAGAAUCAGAUCACAACUCUACAGGGUCAAGCAAAAAACCGAGCAAAUCCAAAUCGGAGUGAAGUCCAGGCAAACCUCUCUCUGUUCCUGGAGGCAGCUAGUGGCUUCUAUACACAGCUACUGCAGGAGCUGUGCACAGUGUUUAAUGUAGAUUUGCCCUGUCGUGUGAAGUCCUCUCAACUGGGGAUUAUCAGCAAUAAACAGACGCACACCAGCGCCAUUGUGAAGCCACAAUCUAGCUCCUGCUCAUAUAUUUGCCAGCACUGCCUUGUCCAUCUUGGAGACAUUGCUCGUUACAGAAAUCAGACCAGUCAGGCUGAGUCCUACUAUAGGCAUGCAGCUCAGCUUGUUCCCUCCAAUGGUCAGCCUUAUAAUCAGUUGGCUAUUUUGGCAUCCUCCAAAGGAGACCACCUGACCACAAUUUUCUACUACUGCAGAAGCAUUGCUGUGAAGUUUCCUUUCCCAGCUGCCUCUACCAAUCUACAAAAAGCACUUUCUAAAGCACUGGAAAGUCGUGAUGAGGUGAAGACUCAAUGGGGAGUGUCUGAUUUCAUCAAGGCAUUUAUAAAAUUCCAUGGUCAUGUGUACCUGAGUAAGAACUUGGAGAAAUUGAACCCUCUUCGUGAGAAGUUAGAGGAGCAGUUCAAGCGGCUGCUGUUCCAAAAAACCUUCAAUUCUCAGCAGCUAGUCCACAUUACCAUCAUCAACCUGUUUCAGCUGCAUCACUUGCGAGACUUCAGCAAUGAGACUGAGCAGCACAGUUACAGCCAAGAUGAGCAGCUCUGUUGGACGCAACUGCUGGCUCUCUUCAUGUCUUUCCUUGGAAUCCUGUGCAAGUGUCCACUCCAGAACGAUUACCAGGAAGAGUCUUGGGGUUCUUAUCCCCUUCCUGCUCUCAAAGUCUCAAUGGACUGGCUGAAACUUAGACCCAGUGUGUUUCAGGAGUCUGUAGUCGACGAGCGCCAAUAUAUUUGGCCAUGGCUGAUCUCCCUUCUAAACAGUUUCCAACCUCAUGAGGAAGACCUCUCCUGCCCAAAUGCAACUCCACUUCCAGAGGAGUUUGAGCUGCAGGGAUUCCUCGCUCUGAGACCUUCCUUCAGGAACUUAGAUUUCUCCAAAGGCCAUCAAGGGAUUACUGGAGACAAAGAAGGGCAGCAUCGGCGUCUACGGCAACAGCGCCUGAUCUUCACGGGCAAGUGGAUUGCUGACAACCAGCCAAGGCUGAUCCAGUGUGAAAAUGAGGUCGGGAAACUCCUGUUCUUGACCGAGAUCCCAGAGUUACUACUUGAUGAGCCUAGCGAAGCCAAACAGAGUCUUGUUCUGCAGGAAGCAUCCCUUACAGAGCCACAGUUUGCAGACGGGAGUCCAGGACUAAAGUCAGUGCUGUCGACAGGUCGAAACCUAAGCAGCAGCUGCGACACAGGAGAUAAGCCAAUGGUGACAUUCAAAGAGAACAUUAAACCGCGAGAGGUAAACCGAGAGCCAGGCCGAGGCUAUCUAACAAAGGAAGUGAGUAGAGAAAGAAGGGAUUACAGCAAAGGAAUAACAGCCAAUAAAAAUGACGGGAAGAAAGACAACAACAACAAGAGGAAGAAUGAAACCAAGAAGUGCGGCAUGGAAAAGAUGCAGGAAGCAGGGAAGCAGAACGUGGCGGUGCAGGUGAAAUCACAGACGGAGUUGAGGAAGACUCCCGUCUCUGAAGCCAGGAAAACACCAGUAACUCAGUCUCCAAACCAGGCCAGCAACUCCCAGUUCAUCCCCAUCCAUCACCCAGGAGCUUUCCCCCCGCUUCCCAGCCGACCAGGCUUCCCACCUCCAGCGUAUGUUAUCCCCCCGCCUGUGGCUUUCUCUAUGAGCUCGGGGUACACUUUCCCAGGUGGCGUUUCUGUCCCAGGAACCUUUCUUCAGCCUGCAGCUCACUCACCCGCAGGAAACCAGGUGCAAGCUGGGAAGCCAUCCCACAUUCCUUACAGCCAGCAGCGGCCCUCCGGACCAGGCCCGAUGAACCAGGGACCUCAGCAGACGGCCUCCCCUUCCCAGCAGUCCCUCUCAUCCUUAUCAGCUCAGGCAACAGUGCAGUCUGCCAGCCAGUUACAGGUCCAGGCUCUGGCCCAGCAGCAGCAGCAGCAGCAGCAGUCUCCUACAAAAGCUGUGCAGGCCUUAGGGAAGAGCCCUCCGCACCACUCUGGAUUCCAGCAGUAUUCCCAGGCAGACGCAUCCAAGCAGCUCUGGAACCCUCCUCAGGUCCAAGGCCCGCUGGGGAAGAUUAUGCCUGUGAAGCAGCCCUACUAUCUUCAGAGUCAGGACCCCCUAAAACUGUUUGAACAGUCGUUGCAGCCUCCCCUCAUGCAACAGCAGCAGCCUCUGGAGAAGAAGAUGAAGCCUUUCCCCAUGGAGCCAUAUAAUCAGAAUCCCUCGGAAGUCAAGGUGCCAGAAUUUUACUGGGACUCUUACAUGGCUGACAACCGUGUUGUGAUGGCACAGCAGCAAGCUAACAUGGACCGCAGGGGCAAACGGCAGCAAGGAGUUUUUCGUCCGGAGCAGGAUGCCAUGCCUAGGAUGGGUUUUGAGGACCCCAAGAGCUCCCCUCUGCUUCCUCCGGACCUGUUAAAGAGUCUGGCUGCCUUGGAGGAGGAGGAAGAGCUGAUUUUCUCUAAUCCUCCUGAUCUUUACCCAGCUCUGCUGGGGCCUCUCGCGUCUCUUCCUGGACGAAGCCUCUUUAAAUCGCUGCUAGAGAAACCAUCAGAUCUGAUGUCUCAGUCACCUUCUUUCCUGUCCCUCACGGGCUUCUCUCUUAACCAGGAAAGAUACCCAAACAGCAUGUUCAACGAGGUGUAUGGAAAAAACCUCAAUGCCAGCACAAAACCAGACGUCACUCCAUCAGUGGCUCACCAGGAGACUUCACUCUACUCUCUCUUUGAAGGGACGCCAUGGUCUCCAUCUCUUCCAGCCAGCUCAGAUCAUUCAACACCAGCUAGCCAGUCGCCUCACUCAUCGAACCCUAGCAGUUUGCCAAGCUCUCCUCCAACACACAACCACAACUCUGUUCCAUUCUCCAACUUUGGGCCCAUUGGAACGCCGGACAACAGAGAUCGGAGGGUGGCAGAUCGGUGGAAGACGGAUAAGCCAGCAAUGGGAGGAUUUGGCCUGGACUAUCUUCCGGCAACAUCUUCCUCUUCAGAGAGUAGCUGGCACCCAUCCAGCACUCCCAGUGGCACCUGGGCAGCCCAUGGCCCAGCAAUAGAGGAUUCGUCGGCCGUGCUCAUGGAAAGCCUGAAGUCCAUCUGGUCCAGUUCCAUGAUGCAUCCUGGACCUUCGGCCCUGGAGCAGCUGCUGAUGCAGCAGAAGCAAAAGCAGCAACGCGGGCAAGGUGCCAUGAACCCGCCACACUGAGAACAAAGGGAGACGGCAACCUUUGCAACCGAAGGCCUCCAUAACUCAUGGCAUGUUGGGUUUGCAGGACUGGCCCACACAGUCCUGUGCGCGUGGCAGCCCUCUCUUCUGUUCUUUGCCGUCAGGAGGGCGUAAGUGCUCCACCAACCCACCGAGUGUGCACGGGAAAUGUCUGCAGUGCAACGGAAAAGCCAACAUCAGGAACUCUCCCGUACCCCCCCAGGCCCUCUGGAGGGAGAGAGGGACUGCUGUUUGUCUCACGGUAACCCGAUAUCACCGCCUCUCACCUUCUCCAUCGUGCAUGCCCCCCCUCGACCACGUGGGAAACCUUAAAAAAAAAGCUGAGAAUGAAGAACAGAUGGGAGAAGCCACUGAGAACUUCUCGAUCCUUCUCCUCAAUGUUUUUUUUUGGGGGGGACCCAAUAGGAAUCUAUUACCGAUAGCUUUGCUGACUGAGAAUGUAGUUGAAAUUUACUCCUCGACAUCUAAAUUUCUGAUUAUGACUCUCUCAGUAGUGAGGUCACACUGAAUUCUUCCAUACACAGAUGUGCUUUGUAGUCGGUGUGUAGCAAUCCCCUCCAGUCACUGGUCCAACCAGAGGUGGGUGGUGGUAAAUUCAGCCGUGUCUGGGGAGGGGGGAGGUGUGUGCCAGCCUCCUGGGUUUAGAGAAGGAGUUUUGUGAAGGAGAACCUGGCCUGACCCCCCCUCCAGUACCACUUCCACUUUUUCCUCAAUGGCUGCCUGUGGAUGACCCUGCAUGGGUAGAAAUUCCAAUACUGAAGCGCAGUGGCCGCUGCAGGGCCCCCCCUCUCAGGGCGAGCAAGUCACUGCUAUGAGGUUUUAAGUUAAAUGGCUCAGACUUCUGUACAUUUUAUGAUAGCCUAGCGACCAGUCUCACAAAACAAAAUGGCAAGCUGGUCUGUGCAUUCACAGCCUGGACUUCUUUACGUAGGUAGGUAGAAGCUUUCUGUGUCUUUCCCCCCACCUUCUCUCCACCCCUCCCGGUUGCCCCCUUUCUCCCCUCCCUUCUUGCUGGUUGCUCAUAGUUCUAUUCUUCAUAAGCGGCAUCCCACAGAGUCCUUGCAGAAGUAACUGGGAAAGCCAGAGGAGUUCGUCCGGACAGGAUGACGUGUCACGGUCCCUCUGCCCCGUAGGUGUAUGGCCGCUCUGCGGGCUGCCACACGCCCCCUGCAGCCACAAGGUUCCCGUUCUGGAAUGGAAGUUCGAGGCAACCAAUGACACAGACGCAGAGCCCUUGCACAGAAGCCGGUAGUCCCCCUCAUUCCUGCAACGGGUGUGGAAUGGGGUACAGGGGUCCUACUCGGUAUUUAUUGAGCAGAAAAGAAGACGGCAGUUCUUCUUCUCGUGUCGGGUAAAAGGACAGCAGUUCUUUUUCUUUUUUUUCCCGUUCUGUUUUCCGAGGUAGUUACGGAAACAAUCUAAACGUCUCAAAGCUGCUGCCGUUUGCAGGAGCGUACGUAAACCAGUUCUGAAUCUGCGAGCCAGGAAACGGCUGCAGAGCAAAGCACAUCCAGGGUCCGUGGGGGUGACACUGGAGUCGGGAAACAGUCCCAAACAGACUUUACGUAAAGGGAAGCUGUACAUGUAGUACUCUUUCUAGGAUAGGACGUGGACUCUCUCUGCCUCCCCUUGCUAGCAGUGUUGCUGCUCUGCAUUGCAUUUUUGAAACUUGUUCCUCCCCUUCCCCCCCAAACCUGCCCCCCCCCCCCAAGGAUGAAGCUCCUGCCCUGGUUGUAAUCUUGAGCUGAGAUUCUCUGUGCUUCUUUGACUCCUUUCCUUCCAUCCCGCCUCCCCCUCUCCCCCCCCCCAGUUUGUGUAUUUGAGCUGUGCGCUCAGGCAGCUGCGACAUUCCAAUGUUUUGAACCGCCACUGAUUCUUGCACCCGAGACAACACCUAACCAGGUUCCCAUCUCACUCUUCCAGCGGUGCCAGGGUCCCAGCCCGGAGGCUCCCAUUCUGCAUGAGAAAUCUGGUGUUUGGAAUGUUUUUUUCUCAACCUUUAGGGCCGGGCUCCCCGUUCUCUCCCUCUCUCCCCCCCAACCCCAUGCACACACGCACAUAAUGCCCUUCCGUACUGGGAGCCGCAAGGGACAGGGGGGACCCCCCCCAGCAGAGAAAACUGGUUUGUGUCGUAAGCUUCUUUUGUGUUUUUUGUCUGUCUGUGCAAGACCUGCAGCUGCUGAACUCAGCUUUGCCUUUAAUUAAACCAUGUUCUCUACAGCCAGCCUGGUGUAGUCACAUCAUCUUCUUUCAGUAGUCCUUAAGCUUCAAUUAAUGCAGCCACGCGGGUGCUGUUUCGCUUUCCAGAUCAAAGCAACGGGAGGUGGAACUGCUCAGCGGAGAAACGGGGGUCCUGAGGGUCAUACUAACCCUGGCGCCAGUUCAGCAGUCUAGGUGGGGCGAUGACCCAAGUACAGCUAGCGCCGCUGGGCUACAGUUGCUCUGCUAAGCCAUAAGUUACCAGUGG
Gekko japonicus is the source of this 6106-nucleotide messenger RNA. It is a transcript of the gene SMG7, whose product is annotated as SMG7 nonsense mediated mRNA decay factor. Gene Ontology annotation, cellular component: telomerase holoenzyme complex. Lineage: Eukaryota; Metazoa; Chordata; Lepidosauria; Squamata; Gekkonidae. The record is from RefSeq and is a predicted model, not a curated record. Gene Ontology annotation, molecular function: telomerase RNA binding; telomeric repeat DNA binding; protein binding. Gene Ontology annotation, biological process: nuclear-transcribed mRNA catabolic process, nonsense-mediated decay. The transcript has 23 exons. The coding region runs from base 31 to 3618 and encodes 1195 amino acids.